This is a messenger RNA of Malaya genurostris, 3787 nucleotides long. RefSeq lists its product as uncharacterized. The transcript is spliced from 4 exons. Gene Ontology annotation, molecular function: transmembrane transporter activity. Gene Ontology annotation, biological process: transmembrane transport. Lineage: Eukaryota; Metazoa; Arthropoda; Insecta; Diptera; Culicidae. Bases 516 to 3707 code for a protein of 1063 amino acids. Gene Ontology annotation, cellular component: membrane. The record is from RefSeq and is a predicted model, not a curated record.
AACAAGAUCGAUUCCGUGCUCAUUUCCUCCCGGUCUUUCGUCUGCAUUUCCUCUGGUCAUUUUGUUAUCAAUUACGCGUAUCGAAACGCGUCGCUCACGCGCGGGGGCAGUAGCGUUGAACGCUUCAUCGAGUUCCACUUUACCUUGGCGCGAAUUUUUUUUCCGUUCCUGGUGACCGACGUUUAUGCCGCCGUGUUGUGUACUUUGUUUAUUCGCGCAUCAGACGGAUCGCCGCGUUCGCUGAUCUUCACAGUUCGAUACAAAUCAGUACCAGUGAUCCUUCUAGUCAACGUCAUACUGGAUCAACAUUGCACUGUACAAUUAAUUGGUUAAUUCAAUAAUCACAUUAAUCAAAUUUCCAUACCCGUCCGAAUUUGACAGUGCCAACAAGGAAGAUCAGUUCAUUUUUGAAUCAGUGAUAUUCGGACCAUUGUGAAAAGUAGUUUUAACAAUUCGGAAAUGCUAAAACCAAUUUGGAGUUGAGCAAGCAGAGGAAACGUUUGACAGGAAACGAAAUGGAAACCUCAUAUCGUCACAACCCGGAACUGAACGAUAACAUCGGGGGCCCAGUGAAACCAUCCUUCUACAAGGAACAUUUCGACCCGAGAAAUCCAGAACUCUGUGAUAGCUUCAGCAACUAUCGCGAACUCACCAGGGGAAAGAAAAAGCGAUACGAUGCGAGCAAGUAUAACGAUUUUCAUGAACUGCAAGCCGACUUCAAAGAACUUCGAGUCAAAGGUAAAAAAAGGGAAGGUCAAAUGAUGCGCAAAGGGCGACGAAAGAAGAAAUCGAAAUCCAAACUCAAAUUUGAAGGAGAGACUUUUAAGGAUCCAGAUCCCUACCAGUUGGCGGUACGGAAGACCCAGUACGCAAAACCGAAAGGAAAGUUUGUGUUCGAAGGUGAAAAAUUUAAAGACCCUGAUCCAUUUGAACUGGCCAUAAAGAAACAGGAUCCUGGUCGGGUACAGAAUAAUAAAGAAAUCAAAGAAGAGUUCAUGAAGCAACUGCAUCACGCACAUCCUGGUAUUGUACAUGGAAGUGCAGACUUUGGAAGAAAUUCUUAUAUCGGUGCUUUGGAUGACGAAGACGACAGUUUUGAGGAAAUCGAAGACUCAUGCUACAAUCGAUCGGCGCUGGCGCAAUUCCUAGCAGUUGGUGUCAAAAAUGUGCUACUGCUUGGAUACGGAAUGACAUUGGGCUUCCCAACUAUAGUGAUUCCCGCUAUCCAGGGCGGAGAUGGACGAGUACCUAGUUACGAAAAAGAUUUUAUUCUUAACAGAGAGGAGAUUUCCUGGCUGAGCUCAAUCAACUUGAUCUGUGUUCCACUGGGAUGCGUAUUCUCCGGAAUGUUAACCCAACCGAUCGGAAGACGACGAGCAAUGCAGAUUGUUAAUAUACCGAUGCUGAUAGCAUGGCUUCUUUUUCAUUUUGCUGAAGAUGUCCAUUUUCUAUACUGCGGUCUCGCCCUAGCCGGCUUUAGUGGGGGCCUCAGUGAAGCACCGGUUCUAACUUAUGUGUCGGAAAUCACACAACCCCGGUACAGAGGAAUGCUGGCGGCAACUGGAUCGACGUGCGUUAUUAUUGGAGUACUUAUUGAAUUUUUGAUGGGAAGUUUUCUCCGAUGGCGUAUGGUAGCACUGUGUAGUGCAUGUGUUCCGGUUAUUUCCUUUCUGUUGCUGUUUUUCGUGCCCGAAAGUCCAGUUUGGCUGAUAGGAAAGGGUAAAUACAAACAAGCACAGCGAUCGCUGGCAUGGCUUCGUGGAUGGGAGCCUGUGGAAGAAGUCGAAAAAGAGUUCUACGACAUUCGGAAACACAUGGACGAAAGUGUGGAGCGAGAUAAAGAUUAUACAGUAAUUCAACACAUCAAAAUGUAUGGGACAAAAUCAUUCCUGCAUCCGUUUGGUAUUAUAAGUUUGUGCUUCUUUAUCGGACAUUUUUCCGGCAUGACUACACUGCAAACCUAUGCUGUUCAGAUAUUUCACACCCUCAAAGCACCCAUUGAUAAGUACUACGCCACCAUUUUGUUAGGAGUAGCAGAACUACUUGGAACACUUUUCUGCGUAUGUCUUGUUCAUUUCAGUGGUAAACGACCUCUAGUACUCAUUUCCAGCAUUGGGUGCGCAAUAUGUUUCUUCUCCGUUGCUGGAUACGCAUACUUCCUAAAUUCGAUCCCUGGAUCAACAGUGAGCAACAUAGUUGCAAACGUAUCUGCCAUCAGAACAGAUUUCCAUGUGAUACCGUUGAAUUCUACAGAAGUAAUCUCUGCUAUUUCGAAAGAUAGUUUGAAUUAUAUGGACACAAGUAAUCAAUCUUCGAACAAAGAUGACGGAACAAAAUAUGAUCAUCAAAACUUCACACCGUACUACUUGAAUGGCUCGUACGAUAAUGCAGUCAGCAACAGCACUAGAUACGGAGAAUACAUCACCUCAGCAAUCCCCAAGGAAGUGUUGGUUCAGAUACCAAAUGCAGAUGAAAAUAAAUAUCUAUGGGUACCGUUAACUCUUCUACUGGGCAGUGCUUUCCUAACGCAUGUAGGUAUUCGCUUAAUACCUUGGAUAUUGAUUGGUGAGCUGUUCGCUCCCUCAAUUCGAAGCGGAGCAUCCGGUAUAGCCGGUGGAACUGGAUACAUUUUUGGGUUUUUAGCCAAUAAAUUAUUCCUGAAAAUGUUGGCUACUUUCACAUUACCCGGUACAUUUUGGAUAUAUUCUGCGAUUACUGCCGUUGGAGCCGUUGCACUUUAUCGAGUUCUUCCCGAAACGGAAGGUAAAAGUCUCGUUGAAAUUGAAAGUUACUUCGCUUCGGAACGCAAGCGAAGCAUUCAUUUUGAUAUGGAAAUGGCGCCUCCAAUGCCGAAACCACGAGGAAUGGCUACACCUUUCACUCCUCCGCCCCCUCUGCCACCCAGAUCUCAUCCUUUGAAGGACGAUAUCGGCCGAAUACGCAAAAUAUCACAACAAUUUGGGGCCCAGUCACGGAAAAAUUCUUCCAGCACACCCUCUCGUAAGGUAUCGGUAAACUCUAGUAAAGCAAAUGAAGCGCCAGAUAAAGUGUCCAUCAACUCUAGAACAAGCUCACUACAUUCCUAUAAUUUAGAAUCCUCACGACCUAGUCAAACAUCUGUCGAGCAUUAUCGUAAGAUUUCAGCAAAUUAUAUACCUCGGACACUCCCAUCCAUUUCUGCUAGUCCAGAAGGUAUCAGAAAACUUGAAACCAAAACCAAUUCAAAACCUGUUGGAAUCACAAAGCCUCAAGAGGAAACCAGUGCACAGUCAUCUCAAUACUAUCGAAAAAUCUCUGAUGCUGAUUACAAAACUUCGACUAAAUCAAACGUUCCGAAAGUUGUGCUCACUCCACACGAUACUACUACGAACAAAUCUGCAUAUAAAAAAUCAUCAAGUAACCAAAUGUCAUCUACUUUGAUUCACUUCGAUGUUAACAAUUGGGACAGUAACAAAAAGUUCGAAGAGCUACUGCGUCGUCGAGAGCAAAACCAAUCGGUGGGAGAUAACGGGGAUAUAAUGAAUCAUAUUUCCAGCCAGCAGGAUCUAGAGCACUCUAAAGAAAUGCAAAAGCGGCGGGAUCUUCAAUUACUGCGCGUAGGCAUGCAGAGGCACCGACAGAACUCUGGCAGUAUGAAUGCACUUACUGACGUAAUUACCAAUAAUGGUGUGAAUCGUGAAACAGAAACGAACGAAACUAGGAUGUGAUGUGUUCCUUCAUGUAAAAAAUGUAUCGUAGAUGAUUUUACAAUAUUAAAGUAUAGAAUAGAACGAAAUUAGAAGCAUAA